AUGUUCGGCCUGGAGGGCAUUACUGAAAUCGAUAUCAAUCGCCCAAGGAGCCUGGGAUCAACAGCCAAUAGUGCAAUUACCACGGCCACUGUACUUCGCUCAGCAACACUACCAUAUCCAUCGCAGAUGUCUUCUAAUAAUGCCAAUAUCAGCACGACCACCUCCUCAUCCUCGAACUCGAAAAGUUUGGCCUUUGGUGCAGCGUUGAUGGCAAAUUCAAUGGUGUCAGCGGGGGCAGAUGAAGCGGAGCUGGAUGAGGAUGAUGUUUUUGUAGAUAUGCCGACACCAUUACCGCUAGUAUCUCAUGAUGAGACAAUGAAGGCAAACGAGUGA
Messenger RNA from Rodentolepis nana, 333 nucleotides. Lineage: Eukaryota; Metazoa; Platyhelminthes; Cestoda; Cyclophyllidea; Hymenolepididae. The record is from the annotation of a GenBank genome assembly.